GUCAGCUUUAUUGUAUACUAUUGGAUGGGGCGCUGUUCCAACCUGGAUAUGGAUAUGUAUCCAUGGGAUCUGAACCGGGGAAUGGUUAGGAUGAAUCCCAAACCCAGUUACUGUGCUGCUGUGUAUCAAAGACGCGUUUCGUUUUUAUAUUUCAAGAACCAGACGAAUAAGAACGCGUCCCUUGUUUUGCCACCAACUUAAGGUGUUUCCCAUGGGCACAGCGGGGAGAGGAACAUAUCGCUGGCACCCCUUCAUGCUUUCGAUGUAACUGUUCCUUUGGAGCUUGUUUGUUUGUGUCUGGAGGAAGACCUGGUCUGCUCCCAGCACCGCCCAGCACCUGCUUCAAGUGGCAAUGUAAUGAAUGUCUUCAGGGGCGUCUGUAUGGACAUGUACAGUGCAUUCGGUAUGUGUGUGACCAAAAGUCCAAAAUCGCUGAAUCGUUGGUUGGGCUGCGUCAAGUUCUUGGCACAAAACCAAGAGAUCAUUUCCAUCCCUUCCAUCCUUCCAUUCUUCCAUCGACCUUUGUUUAUAGCUCCCACUCCAUCCUUGUCCAUCGCCUUCCUCCUUCCUUUUUCAUCUCCUCUCUUACCACACCUUCCACCUCCUGCCUCUCGCUUCACACUUCACACCUCAAGAAGCAGCCGCUUGACGAUUGACACAAUGGAAGCUCCACUUCCUGCCGGAUGGAUCUCGCAAUUCGAUGCCUCCCAUCAACGCAACUUCUACGUCGAAACCGCAACGGGCAAGACGCAAUGGGAACGUCCCGGUGCCGCCCUUGGCGCCGCCCCACCGCCCUAUGCCCCUCCAGAGCCCAAGGCCACCCCCACAGGCACCCCUGCCGCUGCUGCUCCAACUACUUCCGCCCCCCUAGACAAGAGCUUUUACUCCGCCUCUCCCUAUCCCGCCUCGCCCUAUCCCCCAACUCCUUACGGAGCUGCCCCUCCCCCCGGCGCUUACGCCCCACAGGUUCCCUAUGGUGCCCCGCCCACUCCCUAUGGUGUCCCGCCCACUCCCUACGGUGCCCCUCCUGCCCCGUAUGGCGUCCCUCCAGGUGCAUACUCACCCGCUGCCCCCUAUGGCUCACCCUACCAGGCUAGCCCAUACCCUCCUGCGUCACCCUACCCUGGAGCACACUACCCCGCAGCUUCACCUACACCCUACGGAUACGCACCACAGCCACAGUAUGGUGCUCACCCACCUGCACAUGCGCCGGUAUCGCACGGUGGCAUGCCCCAUAUUCCUGCAGGAGCCGGAAUGGCGGUUGGUGCGACGGCGCUCCUGGCUGGAGCUGCAGCCUUGGCGGCAGGACACCAUGGAAGCCAUGGACAGCACGGAUACGCUGCAGCAGGUCAUCAUGCACCGCCGUUUAUGGCUCCCAUGAUGGGAGCGCCGCUUGUUCACUAUGGACAAGGAUAUGGACAUGGACAAGGCUAUGGACAUGGACAAGGAUAUGGACAUGGACAUCAUGGAAAGCAUUAUAAGCAUUAUAAACACUAUAAGCAUCAUAAGCACCACAAGCAUCAUGUAAGUCCGGGUCACAUAUCUAUCUAUUCAUCUAUGCUGCGCAAGAUCUAACUCGUUCCUGUCAUGGUUUUCCUUAGAAAUGGUUCUAAACCUCCAUGAGGAUGCCCUCGUAAAGUUUUUCUAUUCCCCUUCCCCCCGCCCAUUCUGCUUGCUUGUUGGUCUUUGCCCACCGCUUCUUUUCCUCUAUUUCUGCUACAUCUUUUGUCAUUCAAGUAAAUAGUAGUAAUAAUAAUAUAGUAAAAAAAUGCCAUU
This is a messenger RNA of Gamsiella multidivaricata, 1776 nucleotides long. RefSeq lists its product as uncharacterized. Gene Ontology annotation, molecular function: protein binding. The coding region runs from base 358 to 1575 and encodes 405 amino acids. NCBI's taxonomy places the organism in Eukaryota, Fungi, Mortierellomycota, Mortierellomycetes, Mortierellales, Mortierellaceae. The record is from RefSeq and is a predicted model, not a curated record. The transcript has 3 exons.